Molecule: messenger RNA, 180 nt
Organism: Colletotrichum tamarilloi
Lineage: Eukaryota; Fungi; Ascomycota; Sordariomycetes; Glomerellales; Glomerellaceae
Exons: 1
Coding region: 1-180 (59 amino acids)
Source: RefSeq, a predicted model, not a curated record
AUGACUGCUAUGAAUUUCCUAUAUUUUUCUCUCGUCACAUCUUCAAGGGAGGGAAUCUCCCACUUGAGGCAGUCUAGCGAUGCCUUUAUCUUUCAAUGGAUUUCAUCAAACAAGGGCUGCAACGCAGUAUUUGUAAUUGAAAUAAUGUAUUGCUGCACAUACAUCCUAAGUAUGAAUUGA